Messenger RNA from Oppia nitens, 1156 nucleotides. RefSeq lists its product as uncharacterized. The transcript is spliced from 4 exons. NCBI's taxonomy places the organism in Eukaryota, Metazoa, Arthropoda, Arachnida, Sarcoptiformes, Oppiidae. The coding region runs from base 625 to 1086 and encodes 153 amino acids. The record is from RefSeq and is a predicted model, not a curated record.
AUCAGUUUUAGUGCCAAAACGGCCCUUAAAUUCAAACUAACAUUCAUUUGAUAAUCAUUUGAAACUUUUGUUUGAAAGUCUGUAUAUCUCUGGGUUUGUGGUGAGGACUCACUGACGAGUCUACGCAUUGGCUCUCAAUUUAAUGAGUUGUUUAUGUUAUGUAUGAGUUGUCUCCUGUUUUAGGGUGUGCUUCGUUAGCAACACUUGUAUUCAUUUGACUAAAAUUACUAUUAUUAUUGUAUUAUUGUAUUAUUGUAUUAUUGUAUUACUAUUUGGUAACCAAUUUCUCAAACAAACUCUAGAAUUCUUUCAAAAGCUUUUACUAUUUAUUGAAUGUAAGCAUACAUUCAACGCGUUUGCAUUGAAUUUGUGUUUCAAAGUGAAGGCGUCUCAAAAUAUUUUCAGUGAAUUAUUAUUAACUGGUAUUUCAACUAAACUUUAAACAACAAACAAUCACUAAACACAUUAAACUAUAAUUUUAACUAAACUUUUCUUUUCAAGUCAACAACAGUUAACAUUGUAUUGUUUGAUACAAUCUUUUUUUUGUAAUUUAAAACAACUUAAUAUCAAUUGAUUUUUAUUUUUAUUUUCAUCAAAAAACCUCAUCAUUAAUUGUAUGCAAAAAUGCCUCAAAGCAAACAUCUAAACUAUUAUGGAUUUCUGGGCCUUUUUGUUGCCUUAGCAUCUGUGGCAUCGUUUUUCAUACUGAAAAACAAGGAUUGCACGAUAGGAAGGGGUGAAGAUUAUGCCGAUUAUCUCGAGAUUAUUCAGAUAACCGGAACCAUUACCGGUGGCGUACUUUUUAUACUCAGCUUCUUCAACAUUGCCGGUGUCUUAUAUGACAUUAAAAUCUUAUUUUUUGCGGCUAUCGUUGUUAUACUGGGAGUGGCGGGUGUUAUGUUUUGGGGCGCAUAUAUAGCGUUUACAGAGCCAUGUACUGGAUCAAUUUUGGGAAUCAACUCAUCUUUAUUUGAGAAAAAUGCUGUCAAUGCUAAAGAUGGACAUAAUAUAGCAAUUUUGGUGUUGGAUGUGUUGGCCGGUCUUAUGCUUACAUCUAUUGGAUUCACAUUUGCUAAACGUCUAUAACUUUAAAGGAUAUCACUUAUUGUGUAUUCAUUACUAUAUUAUAUAUUAUAUGUAUAUUCUUUGAUUUUUU